UUUAGCAGCUGGAGCAGCAGCAGCAACAGCAGCACCCACCCGCCGCCCACGCUGCACGGCCCGCUGGCUGCACAUGUGCUACAGCCGCAUCCACAUGCGCUGCUGCCACCUGGUCAGCAGCAGCAGCAGUUGCAACAUCACCACCACCUCCAACAGCAGCAGCAGCAGCACCAUCACCAUCAUCCAGCACAGUUGGCCAGCAGCCGCAGCCGCCUCAUGUCGCGCAUCUUCUAAAGAUGCUGCACCUCGUAACUCGCCCCUUGCCCCUUGCCCCGCCUCCGCCCCUUGUACAUAUAGUGAAGCACAGUUGUCGUACGGUUAUGAUACAGCCCCAGCCACGGCCCCAACCCUUGCCCCCCUUGACUGCAACUUUCUAAAAGAUUGCGCCAGCAGUUGUUGUUGCCACAUGCAAGCAUUCGGCUGCUCCUUGAAGGCGACUGACAACACGACCAGAGGCAUUUAAUACCAAAGCAA
Drosophila hydei is the source of this 474-nucleotide messenger RNA. RefSeq names its product intrastrand cross-link recognition protein-like. The record is from RefSeq and is a predicted model, not a curated record. The annotation marks the transcript as partial. NCBI's taxonomy places the organism in Eukaryota, Metazoa, Arthropoda, Insecta, Diptera, Drosophilidae. The transcript has a single exon.